This is a messenger RNA of Ectocarpus sp. CCAP 1310/34, 2667 nucleotides long. The record is from the annotation of a GenBank genome assembly. Lineage: Eukaryota; Phaeophyceae; Ectocarpales; Ectocarpaceae.
AUGCAUACCUAGAUUGCUGUGGGCACGCUUGUGUACAUACGGAUAGCAACAGCAGGGUCCAGGUCGGUUGGAUGGCGUGUAGAAGAGAAGCCAACGUUUUCGUCCUGCUAUUGAUUGACAUCGACCUUCAAUACCCGCAACGACAGGCGUCAGCGUUUAUCCCCUCUCCGCCGGCGAGGCAGCGCUUCCAUUCCACCGCACCAACCACCACCGCACGAAGCGUCAUCAUCAACAGCCGCUGCUCCAGAUCACGGUGCCCCGCGGCGGCCGCUGCGUCUCCCGCUCCAAGGGAGGGCGCUUCCACCGCUCAAGAGGACGGUGCCAGCGCGAGGCACCACGAGGCAACAACGCCGGCCGCAGUUACCGUAGCGGAAGCAACCUCCGGUAAGGCUCAUGUCCCGGAGGCUGCAGCAGCAUUAGAGGCGGGGCCGCCGCCACCGCCGCCGCCGCCGUCGUAUCGCCGGCUGUACGACGCGGCCAUGGAGUUGCUCGAGAGCGAGAUCGGGCUCGAACCCUACCCGAUCCCGCAAGGCUUGGGGGGGAACUGUGCCGUGGUAGGAAAAGGGCGCAAUUUGCAGACCGUGGAGACAAGCAUCACAGCGUUCCGGUCAAGCAAGUUCCGACAGGUUCGGGCAGCCUUGGUGGAGACGGACCAGGCUACCCAAGUGCUAAACCUCGUCAUGUUCCCGAGCCCCAGCUACGACUUGCCCAUCUUCGGAGCGGACCUCGUGACACUUCCGGGGGUGCAUCUGAUCUGCAUCGACCUGCAGCCUGCACACCCGGCUCAGCAGCUAGACGCGAAGGCCUAUGAAGCCAUGCGCGAAGCCCACAAGCGGCAUGUGAAGGCGUUGCCUUGGGGGGGCGACCUUCCCGAAGCGGCACAAAAGUUCUUCUCUCCGCACUGCCUCUGGGCGAAGCUGGAUCCGGAGGAGGCGGUGGAGCAGAAAGCCCUGGACGCUAUGAUGGAUUAUCUUCGAGAGUAUCUACGUCUUGUUGAGGACGCUGAGCCGGUGGAGGGGGACGGCCCACUAGCGGAAAUUUCCUCGGGCCACGCGGAGUACAGCAAGUACAGGCGAGAGAACGACCCUGCAAGAGGGAUGCUGACCCGUUUCUAUGGCGCAGAGUGGACUGAGGCCGCGAUCGCGGGGAUCCUUUUCGAUUUCGAGAAGCAAGUUUCCACGCGAGUAAGGAAAAGUUGAAAAAUAUAGCUGAGAAUCUGGGUGUAGAAGUUUGUUUGAAAGAAACGUGGUUCAAUUAUUCGACACCCCCUGUGAGUGAGCUUGCAUGGUGAAUAGAUGUUGUGUCUGCUGUGAUAUAUUGUCUACCGAGUUCUACCCUUUGGCCUUAUUUCACUCCUUAGACAUUAACUCAGGGAAAACGGACCAAGCAUCGGAGUAAUAUCGGAUUAUCCGGGCCGGGUCCCAACUGGGUCCCGCCCCUGAGAGACAUUUUUUUUACGGUGGAGAAUGUGAAGAACGGUCCGGCUACCAAGGUAUUCAUCAUUUGACGUUUACCGUUAUCGGUUCACCUCGACGAUGGCUCAUGGGAAGUAAGAGCAACGCGGGAUUGGUUUUUAUAUUUUUCAGAAUUCGGCCCGACAUUGAUCACGCUCGCGAGGCUGGGAGCUACUAAAGCGGGGCCGGAGUUGCUGAACAUUGACCAAACAGAGAGCGUAGAUUGCUCUGUGUGAGUUUGUCCCGUCUCCCGUGCCGUCUAUUCCGGCACCACACUCACUCCGGCCCGUCAGCCGGGUCACAGGGUGGUUGACUUAGUUUGUGUCGUCGCGGGAUUGGUUUAGGGCCACACUUGUCAACGGAAAGUUCGAAUCAAAAAUCAAAAUCGAGUUGGUGCAUACAUUGCAGGCGGGGUUGCAUCGAGAAUCGACAUAUGGCGAAAACAACCGAGGUGUGAAAAUGGCCGGAAAAUGCCCCUUGCAAUGACUCAAUCCGUUAUCACCGGAGCCACAGGGCACCACAGACAGCGAACGAUAGUUCUGGGUUUCGGCCAUGAUCAAGUGGGUAGGGAGAUCUCGGUCUCGCAUCGAUACGCUGCGACCUCAAAGAGGAAUAUGUGAUCGAAUGCCCCGAUCUGGCGUAGGAAAACAAUACCGGGUCCUUGACAACGAAUUACAUGUCGAUGACUCGCAACAAUUGAGAGCGCAGAUCUCGCUCAACGAAACGAUGCUGUGCUCUGCUGGAUACCACCAGCUUCAUACCAACGUGUCGCUUGCAUCGUCAAGCAAUCCGUACGUGGCUGUAAAGGAGUACGCAAUUAAGGCAUAUCGGAUUUUUGAGGGUGGCAAGCGCUUGAAAUUCAUCCGGCUGGCAUUUUUUUUUGUAUUUCUUUUUCUUGUUGGGAAAUUCAACAAAUUCAUCUCCUCCACAGUUAGGAAGAGCCCGCGAGUGUGUACCAGGCGAAACAUAGGAAGUAUAGAGUGUAGAGCGAAAAUUAAUGAGCGUUGGCAGGAGAACAAAAGUGGAAAACAAGACAUGGCAGUUACUGGGGUUCGAAUCCCUGAUGAUAUCAACUCGACGUUCGCGUGAUAUCUGCAAUUUUGUUUGAAGGGAAUUGGGGGGUAAAUAGUGGAAAGAUGAACGAUCGGGGUGGAGACGUAAUGAGUUUCUUUUCACCACGGGAAAAAGAAUGCGAAGAAAUGACCAAGGACAG